This is a messenger RNA of Pangasianodon hypophthalmus (striped catfish), 2561 nucleotides long. RefSeq names its product T-box transcription factor TBX10. NCBI's taxonomy places the organism in Eukaryota, Metazoa, Chordata, Actinopteri, Siluriformes, Pangasiidae. Gene Ontology annotation, biological process: cell fate specification; regulation of transcription by RNA polymerase II; positive regulation of DNA-templated transcription. Gene Ontology annotation, molecular function: RNA polymerase II cis-regulatory region sequence-specific DNA binding; DNA-binding transcription factor activity, RNA polymerase II-specific. The record is from RefSeq and is a predicted model, not a curated record. Gene Ontology annotation, cellular component: nucleus. The coding region runs from base 1483 to 2418 and encodes 311 amino acids. The transcript is spliced from 10 exons.
AUAUCACUUAUUUUACUGAAUAUUUUCUUGCAGGUCAAACAAAUAACAAGACCAUCAUUAAUUAUAACGACUUGAUGAUAAAACUAAAGAACUAGAAGGCUUACAUCGUUACACAAGCAUCCACGAGAAAGCAAUAUUCAUGGUGUCGAGUAAUUUGAUUAUUAGGAUAAUAAAUCAACAACAACUGACAAAUCACUGACUAAUUUUUUGUUAGUGAGCUGUUUUCAUUAGUAUUAGAUGGAUUAGACAACCACAUGAAUUGCCUCAGGCAAAUCCAUGUCAACACUAACCCAUAAACUUGCACCAUGAACAUUAUAUUCAGCCUUCAAUUUUAUGCCAAAGCCUCUUUAAAUAAUCAUCUCCUUAAAAGCAUAUAGUCAGUGAUGGUUACAUUUGCAAUUAAAAUAAUGUAAUUGUUUGGCAAGUACAUUUACAUUCAUUUAGCAGAUAAUUUUAACUUAACCUACGAGUUGGCAUUGCAAUAAUUCAUUGCAAUAAUGCUAAGCUCUUUUUAAUGGUUUUAGUCUUAACAAAAAAAACAAACAAACAUGUGACACAAAUGACAAAGAUAUGUCUCCAAAUAUUAAUUAUGAGGGUGCCAAUACAAGUCCCUGUAAAUACAUGUUAUUACUACAGAAAUGCUAAUCUAUGAGAAUGAGCUCAUUAAUAUAAAUAUAUAAAUAUAAAUAAUAUAAAUAUAAAUAAAUAAUGUGAUUUCAAAUACAGCCAGCACAAUUGUCAGGACUGCUGUUAUAGAAAAUUAAUCAACACCUUCUGACCAAUCAGAUUACAAAGUUUGGUAACACUGUUGUACAACAUCCAAUUAAUAUUCAUGUCCAUUUUGAGUGAAAUGCGCGCUUUAGGUUUUGAUAACUGAUGAAAUAAAACAGUUCACGGUCAUGGAUUCUUGUACUUUGCUCUGCAUCUCAUAUGUAGAACAUUAUUACCUGAUCCAUUUUAUUUGCCUGACAGGCCCUUCAGGCAACCUAGAGGUCAGUUUAUUUAGCACAAAGCUAAUGGCAGAGUUCAGAUCCAUGGGUCAGAGAGCAUCUUAGAGCACCCUUGUUUCCUUGUUUUACCAUUCCACCAGGGACUCAUGCUAAAAAUGCAAUUAGUUGUGUGUCGAGUGCUGCCAGUGGUUUUUAGGGACAUUUGAUCAAUUGGCACCAAGACUUAUGUCUACAGAUGGUGUCCUGUCUUCACUCAAUAUUCUAAGGCAAUAUAUUUGUAAUUAAUCUGUAUCUGGUCUCUGGUAUGUUGUCUCAGAGGAUCAGUAUGAUGUCAAUGAAUGAGGUGUUGAAUUAAGUCCUAAUUAGCAUCUCAAAGUGUAUAAAAGUCAGCCAACUGAGCUUGAUUCAGCUUGGCUGGUUCGGUGCCACAUACAGGCUCCCUCGUUCUGAAGCAAAUUCUAGCAAUAUCUGGAUUUUAUUGGAAACACAAGAAGUUAACAGAUCUCAGACUGAAGCCGUUUACAGAGAAGCCAUGAUGGACGUAUCUAAACUCAUGCAGACCUGUUCAAUGGGCUCACCUUGCCUUCCAGAGGACACUGGCCCAUGUGCCAAAGCCCCUCAGGUCGCAAGGAUCAAAGUUCAGCUGGAAACAUACAGGCUUUGGCAACAGUUUGACCAGCUUGGCACUGAGAUGAUAGUUACAAAAGCUGGGAGGAGGAUGUUUCCUACAUUUCAAGUGCACAUCACAGAUAUGGACCCUGACGCAGAGUACGUCCUCCUCAUGGACUUCAUUCCAGUGGAUGACAAGAGAUACAGGUAUGCCUUCCAUAGCUCUUCAUGGCUCAUGGCAGGACGUGGAGAUGUUGCAAUCCCAGGAAGAGUGCACUUUCACCCAGAUUCGCCAGCACGUGGGGCCCAGUGGAUGAAACAAACAGUCUCAUUUGACCGACUCAAACUUACCAACAACCUUCUGGAUGAUAACGGCCAUAUCAUCCUGAACUCCAUGCACCGCUAUCAGCCACGGCUGCAUGUAGUCCUCGUGGACCAAAGUAGGGACAGUCAGCGCUCAGUUCACCGCAACUUCUGCACAUUCUCCUUCCCAGAAACACGAUUCAUUGCAGUCACCGCCUACCAGAACCACAGGAUCACACAGCUGAAGAUAGCCAGUAAUCCUUUUGCUAAAGGCUUCCGCACUACAGACGCUAAUAACUGGUCUGCAGAAGGGACCAAGUCUCACCUCUCUCAUUCCCUUUUGCCCUUGCACCCUCAAGAAAGCGCACCACACCCAGGAACUUCUCGUAAGGAGCAGAGGACAACAGAAAAACAGCAUGUAAUCCAGGGAGCAGCCAGUACCACUGAGAGGAAGAAGAGGGGGAGACACGCUCAUGUCCACACUUCUCCUGUCCUCCCUCUGUUUCACUGUCAGUGGGACGAUCUUCGGAGACCAGAAAGAAGCCACCUUGACUGAAGAAAAUUGAACAUCCUGGUUGAUACAGGGAGCAGUAAUUUUGCAGUUGGAGCUGCAGCUCACCCGUUCCUGCGUCGAUACUACCAUCGCUCUCUAUCUGUGUCAUAUAAGGACCUGGGUCGAGGUGUGUAUGUGCCGUACAC